Messenger RNA from Ostreococcus lucimarinus CCE9901, 954 nucleotides. RefSeq lists its product with no specific name. The transcript has a single exon. Lineage: Eukaryota; Viridiplantae; Chlorophyta; Mamiellophyceae; Mamiellales; Bathycoccaceae. The record is from RefSeq and is a predicted model, not a curated record. Bases 1 to 954 code for a protein of 317 amino acids.
AUGCGCGUCGACGCGCGCGAAUGCGCGUCUCUGUGUAUCGCGUCGUACUUCGCCGUCGUUCUUCUCGUCUCGGCGCGCUCGAGACGCGCGUUUUUGGGUAAAUUCGGUCGUCGACACAGAAUUUCGGGAAGCCUGCACCUCGGCGUGCUCACGUUAUAUUGCGCGCACGUCGUCGCGCAUCGAAAGACGAACCUCGACGCGGCGACGAUGGACGCGAUGUUGUUCGUCAGUGGGCUCGUGCUGACGCUGACGGCGCAUUGGGACUUUGCAAAGGCGCACGAGCACGCGGAGCGGCGACAGCUCGGCGUGCGGAGCGGCGUGCUGCACGCGAAGACGGCGGUGACGGGGGCGGAGAUGCUCGAGCACGCGUUUUACCACGUGGUGAAUGGAUUUCAGAUUGCGUACGUGCACUGCGUCGCUCAGCCGUGGUUCGUGAGAAGUUCGGCGGAGACGCGCGCGACGGCGUGCUUGCUGGCGACUUCGGCGUGGACGGCGCGCAGUCGUUUUCCGAUCAAUUCGUUCUCUAACAAUUAUCGGGACGGGAUGCGAGAUUUCGAGAGCUGCAUGUAUCGCGUGAAGAAGUGGCAGUAUGUGCUGUAUAAGACGGUGCUUUUGCACGGAUUAAACGUCAGUCUGGCGAUGCGUCCGGUGGAUUUGAUCAGCCUGUUUGAGUGGCGCGCGUUUUGGUUCUUGCUCAAUGCGGCGUACGUGCUCGAAUUCUUCCUGCAAACGCUCGUCAAACGUAAGUAUUUGCGACAACGGACGAUGCUGGUGCUCAAUCAGGCGUUGAUGUUGAUCUCGACGUCGGCGGUGGUUCCCGUGUUGCGAACGGCGGUGGAACCGCACGCUGCGGCGAUGAUGUUCGUCUUGAAUUUUCUCAAUCGAAAGCGCGAAAUGGAAAACGUCGUCGUCGGAUUGGUAGCGGCUGCGAUUUGGGCGGACUCUAGAAAGUAG